AUGAGUUUAAAACCCUUUACCUACCCAUUUCCAGAGACGAGAUUUCUUCAUGCAGGACCCAAUGUGUAUAAAUUCAAAAUCAGAUAUGGGAACAGUAUCAGAGGAGAAGAGAUAGAAAAUAAGGAGGUCAUCAUCCAGGAGCUGGAGGUCCCAGCUGAGAAGAAAGCAGUAGGAGCUGUGAUGAGGAAACGAAAACACAUGGACGAGCCCAGCUCCCCCAGCAGGCCAGGGCUGGACAGGGCCAAGAUAGGGACUUCCAGCCAAGGCUCCAGCAAAAAGAAGCCCCCUAUGGAAACCAGGAGAAACAGGGAAAGAAAAACCCAACAAGGAUUGCAGGAGACUCUGGCCUCUGAUAUCACUGGUGUCCAGAAACAAGAUUCUGAGUGGGGGCACAGCCUGCCAGGGCCAGUUGUGCCACCCCUGCAGCACAACACACCUCCACCUAAGGAGCGAGCAGCCAGCGGCUUCGUUGGGUUUCUAAGCUCUCUCUUCCCGUUUCGAUAUUUCUUCAGGAAGAGCAGCCACUCUUGAGCCUUCCAAAUGCAGCGCUGGAAAGAGGAUCAUCUCUUGCAGUGACUCCUCCCGAAUCAUUCUUCCUCCAACUCUUUCCUUUUCUUAUGACACUUCAGUCAUGGAGAAUGAGGUCCCCAUGCUGAGUCCUCUGUGGUUUUAUCCUGUCCUUUGCCCCUUUAUAUAUUUUUUUUCCAAUUUAAAACAUUAAGAAUGGAACUUUCUAAAAUGUUCAUGUCCGGAGGGCCCGUUUAGGCCUUUUGUCUUCAGUACUUAGGAUCCUAAUGACAAUAAAUUAUUUAUGAAGAGUUA
Molecule: messenger RNA, 822 nt
Organism: Mandrillus leucophaeus (drill)
Lineage: Eukaryota; Metazoa; Chordata; Mammalia; Primates; Cercopithecidae
Gene: MAJIN
Product: chromosome unknown open reading frame, human C11orf85
Exons: 7
Coding region: 1-531 (176 amino acids)
Biological process (GO): meiotic attachment of telomere to nuclear envelope; homologous chromosome pairing at meiosis
Cellular component (GO): nuclear inner membrane
Molecular function (GO): DNA binding
Source: RefSeq, a predicted model, not a curated record